AUGGCGACUCCGAUCUUAGAGUUCAGACCUAAGACGAUGUGGUUGUGGCAUCGAUCUCUGACUGAAUGGUGGAAUCCAUGUCUCCCAGGCGGCGAAGGAGAUCAUCGGGACGCGAUUGUGUAUGACUGGGAACGCUUUCGGAGUGGAGAAGCGGAGAGGCGAAGAGUCGCCGGCAAGGGAGAAUGUUUUGAUUUUUCAGGGAAAGCCGGCUACAGGGGAGAUGGAGAACCGAGAUCCAACAAGAGGGUGAAGGAGUGGCUGUGA
Molecule: messenger RNA, 264 nt
Organism: Linum trigynum
Lineage: Eukaryota; Viridiplantae; Streptophyta; Magnoliopsida; Malpighiales; Linaceae
Source: the annotation of a GenBank genome assembly